This is a messenger RNA of Sipha flava (yellow sugarcane aphid), 980 nucleotides long. Its product is annotated as B9 domain-containing protein 1-like. The transcript is spliced from 3 exons. Bases 578 to 916 code for a protein of 112 amino acids. NCBI's taxonomy places the organism in Eukaryota, Metazoa, Arthropoda, Insecta, Hemiptera, Aphididae. The record is from RefSeq and is a predicted model, not a curated record. Gene Ontology annotation, biological process: cilium assembly. Gene Ontology annotation, cellular component: MKS complex.
UUCGGUAAAUAUUGUGUUUUAAUCUUAAGGUCGCCGCUUCAUGUUAGAGUACUUAAUACUAGAAGUUGUUGGCUUUGAAAGCAUAGGUGUGAUAUUUGAAUUACUUGUUACGUAGACGGAAAUUUAAAUAAUGCUAGUACAUAGGGGUGGAUGUGGUUUUCAUGUGGUUCAUGUCAUUAGUUGUUUAAAAGAAGUUACAGAAUACAUAGGUACCGCAGUUGUGGCUGACAUCGGAACACUUCUAUAAUCGAGAACGGUAAUGGUUCGUGAGCCUUAACAUUCAUCUUCAUAUUUAACAUCUAAAUUUCCGAUAAUUAGUUUUGAAGUCGAUGGAAAAGGAUGGGAUGGGAAACUCGUAGCUACCGUUGUGUGUAUGUCUACUUUUUGCCGUGCGCAUUUGGUCACACUGUUUAAGUAUAGUAACGACUGAUAACGCCACCGUGUUUGCGCUAUCCUUGUCGUUAGACGUUGGAGUUGAGAUUUAAAUCGCAUUGAACACUUCUGUUAGCUUCAUUAUUCGUCUCUUUCCCUUUUGCUUGCCUUUGAAUUCGUUCGUAAACAUCAGUGAUGUCCGGCAAUGAAACCACCAGCGGAGUAUUCCUGGUCUCAGUUGUCGGUCAAAUCGAAAAGGCUCACUUCCCGAACUUCGACAACAUGUACUGCAAGUAUACGUUUGUCUAUGGACCCGAUUGGGAAAUCGUCACCAAUGACUAUGUUUGUACCUGAAUCUAGUUCAUUGUUACAAAAAAUGACUUCUUGGUUUACUGGGAGAAGACCGGAGUAUGUGGAUGCACGAUUAUUAGCUAGAGGUGAUGGCAGAGAAGUUACAAGAGUCAGAAGUCAAGGAUCUGUGUGGGUAAACUUUAAUGUUAUGUUCAAAGAUUUUCAUCAGUAUGGUUUUGAAAAUGGUAAUUGACUUGUAUUUCUAGUACAUUUAAAUAAAAAAUAAAAAUAAUAAAUAUUUAAGACUACUGCUGUAA